GAAAUAUUUUUGUGAGGCAAAGGCGACACCGUUAAUAACAGAAUCAGCGAGGGAGAAAUUUCUCUUUAUAUGAUAAUGGACUUCAUGUGCCUUGAUAUCGUCACAGCCACGUCAUUUUUUGGCAAAAAGACAAGAUAGCCUAUCGGAACGGGACUCUUAUGAAUGAGUUUCUUUUGCAGCUGUGCGCUGCUUUAAAAAGCUCAACUCCUCCGAGUCUAUUAAAAAAAAAAGGGACGCACUGAAGAAACCAAACCUUCAGGAUCUUCUCACGGUCACCGUCGCAAUGUCUGUUGCUUUUAGGGUUCACUUUUAUUUCUUCUUGAUCUGCCUGUCAGCUCUCAGGGGUGAAAGCAGAUACUUAGAGGAUAACGAGAUUUCUCAAGAUGGUAUAUUCUCACUUCUUAACUCUGAAAUUAAAAGAGAAUUGUCGGAAGACAUUAUAUAUCGACGGCCUCUCAGAUGUAUUGACAUGCUGACCAUGGAGGGCCAGUUUACUUUCACUGCUGAUCAUCCGCAACUGCACUGUGCUGCAUUUUUUAUUGGGGAGGCCCAAGAGAACAUCGGCAUUGAAUACAAUUCAGUGAAUAUCGACUGCAGUGGAGGAGACUUUAUAAAGGUGUUUGAUGGCUGGAUAUUAAAAGGAGAGAAAUUUCCCAGUUCCCAGGAUCAUCCUCUCCCAACCUAUGAACGUUACAUUGACUACUGUGAAACUGGAAGCAUCAGGAGGGUGAUCAGAUCAUCCCAGAAUGUGGCAAUGCUAUUUUUUAGGAUUCAUACUCCAGGAAAUGGAUUUACCAUAACAAUAAAGAAAAUCAUCAACCCAUUCCCAUGCAAUGUCAUAUCCCAGACUCCAGAGGGGAGCUUCACCAUGGUUAUUCCUCAUCAGCACAGAAACUGCAGUUUUUCAAUUAUUUAUCCUGUUCAAAUCAAGAUAGCCGAGCUGACUCUGGGACACUUUAAUGACCUUCAAGUAAAGAAACCCCGCUGUGGAGGAGCAGGAGAUUUUGUGGAGCUUCUGGGAGGAAAUGGCGUCGAUCCAUCCAAGAUGUUUCCCGUCGCUGACCUCUGCUACUCAUUCAGUGGUCCUGCCGAAGUAAAAAUCGGAUGUGACAAUACUGUGGUACGGAUGGUGUCCAGCGGAAAAUUUGUCAACCGUGUGUCAUUUGAGUAUCGACUGCUUGACCGCCGUGACCUUGAAAAGCAAAAAGGGAACAGUGUUGAAGAUUUUUGUUAUUCUGCUGAAUAAAAAAUAAAAAAAAAAACAAACAUAAAGACCUGCUGCUGGAUGAGCUCGCUGCCAUUUUUCUUUUGCCAAACCGCUGUGAUGGUCAGAUCUGUCGUUAUUAUGCAAUUUACAGCAAUCUGAUAGGUCACUUAUGGGAAAGAAUUCAUUCCUUUUCAGAUCAUUACAAUAACUGGUAUAUGUAUUAAACUUGUAAAUUAUUAUUUUUUGUUUUGCUAUUAUCUCUGAGCAAAAGCUCAAUAACAUAUUUAUUAUUUAUGUUGAUACCAGUAUUCUGGCAUUAUGUUCUCUUUUAGUUUAAUUUCUAUAAAGAAAUAUUUGCAAUGUGUUACUGUUUUAUGUUACUAUGUGUAUUCAGUUCCUUAGCAUUACUGUAAAAGUGCCAGAUUUUAGGGAUUCAGCAUUACGAGAAACUUUGUAAAAUUAACUCUUGAACAUAUUUAUAUUGCAAAGUCAGAAUAAACACCACAAACUGGACAAUAAAACAGUUAGCAGAU
Molecule: messenger RNA, 1740 nt
Organism: Erpetoichthys calabaricus (reedfish)
Lineage: Eukaryota; Metazoa; Chordata; Cladistia; Polypteriformes; Polypteridae
Gene: crhbp
Product: corticotropin releasing hormone binding protein
Exons: 7
Coding region: 284-1246 (320 amino acids)
Biological process (GO): negative regulation of corticotropin secretion; hormone-mediated signaling pathway; negative regulation of corticotropin-releasing hormone receptor activity
Molecular function (GO): corticotropin-releasing hormone binding
Source: RefSeq, a predicted model, not a curated record